AUGCGGCUUCUAAACCCACGGGAUCUCACAUUUGAAGAGUUCCCGCUCAGCGAAAAAGUGGACUAUGCUAUCUUCUCUCACACCUGGUACUCGAAACCCCGCAAGGAAGUCCUGUACCGUGAAAUCAAGAACAAGUUUUCCGGAAGGGUAGUCGUCGGUCGAGAUGGCUUAGUGAAGCCUGGCAUGAGUGAUAUCCCUUUUGAGCUCAAGAAGGUGGUGUAUUGUUGUAUGCAAGCAAUAAGAGAUAAAGUACAAUGGGUCUGGAUUGAUACCUGCUGUCUUAAUAAAGACUCGACAGCGGAAGUCAGCGAGGCGAUCAAUGCCAUGUUUUCUUGGUAUCGGAAUGCCAAACAUUGUUAUGUUUAUCUUUCUGACGUCUGCCUAUCGACUUUCCGCCAGUCAUUCAGGAAGAGCAAGUGGUUUAAACGCGGGUGGACUUUGCAAGAAUUAGUCGCGCCUCACAACGUCUAUUUUUACGACCAUGAUUGGUACGAGCUCGGCUCGAAGAUGACGCUCAAUCGCCUGAUCUCCGCUACUACGAGGAUUGACGCGGAGACGCUGAUGUGCCAGCGAAGCCUGGCGGAAUCAAGUAUCGCGAGACGGAUGUCCUGGGCAUCGGACAGGAAGACAACUAAACCAGAAGAUAUAGCCUAUUGCCUCCUCGGGGUUUUCGGUGUCAAUAUGCCAUUGCUGUAUGGCGAGGGCGGCGAGAAGGCGUUUAUCAGGCUACAGGAGGAGAUCAUGAGAAGGUCAGAGGACCAUACAAUAUUUGCAUGGACGAGCCAAUGCGAACACCGUGGGAACAACCAAAACUGUAAUCGGAACCAAAUCUGUGAAGAGCAGGGCCAAAAGCCUCGUGGACCCCUCGCCCGAAGCCCAUCGGAAUUCGCAGACUCCGCAGACUUUGAGCCGAUUCUUGUUUCAAACGAUAUGGGCCCACCGUAUAUCAUGACGAAUCGGGGCCUGCGGAUCUGCCUUCCUCUAGUUCCAGAUGAGAAUACCUUUAUAGCCAGGCUCAACUGCCGAGAGAAGGAGGGCCUACAUGUAGCUAUCAGGCUUCGGGAGUUAACCUUUGAGCCAGGAAAGUAUUAUCGAAUCGACUCAAACGGGCUAUUGGGUGUGGAUGGUGGUCCAGCAGAGGGACAGGAAAUCUACCUGACGCAAGACCAUGCAACCAACAACAACCACUUUUGCCUCAAUACGAAUCUAACCGAUGAGGGCUUCCAUUUUGCUUUGAAGCCCGAGGGGAGGUGGAAAGAGGAGCUGAACCUUCUUAAGUUGCCCGUCGGCACAGAACACCAGACGAGGGUCUCACUACUGAUCGCCAGCGAGCAGUCCAAAUCUAGAGACGGUUUGCAUUCUGUUUAG
This is a messenger RNA of Uncinocarpus reesii 1704, 1368 nucleotides long. RefSeq lists its product as uncharacterized. The coding region runs from base 1 to 1368 and encodes 455 amino acids. Lineage: Eukaryota; Fungi; Ascomycota; Eurotiomycetes; Onygenales; Onygenaceae. The record is from RefSeq and is a predicted model, not a curated record. The transcript has a single exon.